Molecule: messenger RNA, 4733 nt
Organism: Rhopilema esculentum
Lineage: Eukaryota; Metazoa; Cnidaria; Scyphozoa; Rhizostomeae; Rhizostomatidae
Biological process (GO): regulation of transcription by RNA polymerase II; anterior/posterior pattern specification
Cellular component (GO): nucleus
Molecular function (GO): DNA-binding transcription factor activity, RNA polymerase II-specific; RNA polymerase II cis-regulatory region sequence-specific DNA binding
Source: RefSeq, a predicted model, not a curated record
UUGAUUUUUUUUGUCUGACUGCAUCUUGAAAACCAAAUUCUUGGUCACCUUACUCAAUUUCUAUUUGUUUCUACAACCUUCCUGGACCACCCACCCCCUCCCCUUUUCUCUGGCCAGUGGCCGUGGGGCCGUGAUGUUUCUCCUGACUCUGGAUUGUCCUUUUGUUAACGAUAAAAUUUUUUAGCAAAGCCACCUCAAGUGCGUCAGCUCUCAUAAGUGACACAAGUAAAAUGUCCAUGAGUAUGCUAAGCUGGUCACAAUUAUGUUAUUACGUUGGUAUUCUGAAAGCUCCAGCCUGUUCCAAAGGGACAAUGCUGCUUUAGUGGAGCUGUUUUUUGACAGGAGCUAAAGAGUUGUUUUGUGGAGUUCUUCUUGAAAUAAGUCUUUUCGCUACUCGUCAGCCGUUGAACAGGUUUUUGCAGAUAUUGAAGAAGAUUUUCCUAAAAAUGAUUUUCCCACACUUUGCUCUUGUUCGUUUUUAUUGAACCUAGUUGUCCUAUUUUGCAAGAAUCUCAAUCAUAAAAGUAUUAACCAAUCUUUAACUUUACGAUUUUGUAUUUUGGGAUUGGGCGACUUACAUAUAUUAUAUUAGCGUCAUACUAACAUCCAAGAGUCAAUGUGUGUUGGCAACCCACCAGGAACCAUUUCGCACUCAAAAUUUGAAGUGCGUACCAGAUCUUAAACUUCCUGGACUAUGAAAUGGAAAUUACUUGUUUGUCGUUAAAAUGCCAGUUCAUUGGAUAAAUUGCGAUCCAUUUUAAUGAUGUUUUUACCAAUGCUCCAAGUUUGCUCAUAUCUAGUUUUAAAUUACAUAUCUGCACAAAAAAUCUCAACUUACUCUUAACUGAAGUUGUUCUUUUUCGACUUUUAAUAAUCCCUUCCCGGUAGCCCUUUUUUAAAAAUAAGAGAAACUUUUCUUCUCGCACUUGGUAUUUGUUCAGAACAUGUGUCUUCUUCCUUUUAUAGUAUUAUUUUGAUGUCUCUAGGUUUGAGGUAAUCAAAUAACCUAACGAUUCAUACAACAUAAAGUUGACUACUUAACUAGAUGUCUAAAGUUGUUGUGAUAUCUAGCGCUGGAGCUACAAUUUACCUUCUCAAACAUGGCUCUGGCAAUCUUGUUGCAAAAAAGUUUAUCAAUACAUAUAAAGGACUGGGAGAUUCACGUAGGUUUUCUAAUUCAUAGCCCCUUGUUACUACAGAAGUUCACUUCAUUUCCUUCAUUUUGCGCUUAGUGUUGAACAGUUAGUACAUGCUUUGGAAAAUUUCCUCUUUUCUUUUACGUGAGAGCUGCACAACUUAUCCUACUCAGGAAGUUCCGCGUUUACCUAUGACGUUUUCCAAUAAUCCAACUUUUAUGUUUUCUGUUCUCGACAAAUUAGAUUAUUUCCAAAUUAAAACCGUUUUCUAGGACUUAAUUUGGAACUUUUUUCCUUUAAAUUUUUGUGAAGUUUUGUGGUCAAAAAUCGUCAUUGACAAGUUCAGCCAUUGACACGGGUAACCCAUAUCAUAUCCAUCAUAUCAUGAGGUUAAUUCUUCUCUUCGAACUAAAUCAAAAUUCUCUCACUGGAAAGAGAAAGGCCAAUAUUUUUAGUGUCAAAGAGCAUAGUUUAAAAUCAGAAGCAGAAGAAGGUUUUCAAACUUUCUUUCCGAAUCAUGUUUACAUGGCAAAUCGGGUCAAUUAAUUUUGCAUCUAGAUAUUUACAUAAGAACGAUGUUUGCUAUUGAUAAAACUCACAGGGAAGCUUUGGAUACAUAUGAUGAAAUUCAACAGUUUCUGUCAUGGUUUCUUUUCUACUCAUCUUUAUCACCAUAUAUGGAAUGUUUAUUUAUCAUUUAUUUAGUUUGAUGAAGAAAGGCCGUGUUGGAUGGAUUGCAUACUUGUCAUGAUUCAAAGCGUUAUUUGAGCGACAUGUUUUUAUCGUUUAUCGUAGACUUUAGUCACCAAUUAAAUGACAAGAACUUCUUUUAAAAUUCAUUAAUCUUUACCAAGCUGUCAGCCUUUCCACCUUUUCUACUUUCACAUUUUGGUUCUUACAGUUAUUUUGUUAAUUUCCGUAAAAUUAUGAUUAACACUAUGGUAUGUGCAUUCGAUUAACACUUUGUUUUUUCUAUCUUCAUCAUGUUUCCCUUUAUUGAUUACGAUUUCUGCUUGAGGAUUUAAGUGUAUUUACUUGGAUUUGCUUAGAUUUAAAAUAUCUUCUUUUGUGUGAAUUCAUGAAUAAUAUAAGAUUAAAAUAUCCCUCGCUUUGAUUUGGGAAAUGGCGUUUUAUGUCUUUGCAAAUUCAAGGCUCAAUGUUACUGUGAAGGAAUAAGAAAAACAUCGAAUCUAGAGCUAUUAUUCUCUCUGUGACUAUGGAUUCACCCCACCCAGAUUGCCAGCCAACGCCAGGCUAGUCAUGACGAUUGGAAUCUUUAUAUUUAACUCAUAUGUGCCACUAUAAACCAACAAUACAACCACACUCUCUCUAAUUACACAACAAAUAGUGGCUCAUUUCAACAUAAAGAAGGGGUGGGCAAGAGAUUAAAUGGAAUUUCCUCGCCUUUGUGCUCAAAUUCAAGAGAGGUUUCCUUGGCCAUUAAUUUCUGGCAGUUCAGACAGGUCAGCUGCAAAUGACUCACAUGAAUAUGUUGUCACUGCGCAAUAUAAUUAUUGUAAUACUGAAUGCUCGACUGCGCAGGCAAUAUUUCAUUCAUAACAGGCUAUAUAGUUCGUUAGAGCUAAAGUCAAAGGACAGGGUCGAGAGGACAAAGCGUCACUCGCCUUUGUUUACAGUGAGACGCCCGGUGCUGGAUGCAUAUAUAAACUCGAAGUACACUCGUUGUACACUUCAGUACUUCCAGGGACCUUACGAGUUCACAAGUGAUUUUCAUACAACUAUCAGAGACAAGCUGACGAAGAAAUAAGAAGAGACAUUUUUCUCUUUGUUACAUCCGGAAAAAGAUUAAUCGGACUAUUUUCCAUUUAUAUUUAUCUUGAUAUUCUGUAAUUUUGCUGUUUUGGGUCGUGGGACGGUACAUCGUUUUUCAUACCGAAGGCAAAACUGCUUCUGUCCGCAUGGUUUGGUUAAGCGAUUCUUCUGAUGAAAUGGAGCUGCCGAAAGGUCUGCCUUUGGACUGUUCCCCAUACCUUUCGGGUCUGAAGACAAGUCCGACUUACCAACCUUAUGAGACAACGGCUUCCUUCUCUCCUAAUGGACGCCAAUCGAUGCAAACAAAUGCGACGUCGAACUUUCUUGCGAAUCGUUACGGCAGUCAAAGUUUCCACGCGCAAUUUAGCGAGCCGACCACAGCAGAACUAAAUUUGCCCGAACCGUGCUCUACGACAGCGAUAGACAGUUCGUUUUCGCAACAAUCAACGGCAUUUGGCGAAGCUGCGAUGAUAUCGUCAGCACAGCAAGUCACAUCGCAAAGCUUAAUGUAUAACUCAAACUUUUACGGAUCGCAACAGAACUACAUGCCCUGGCAGCAGUAUGGCAGCAGUGGCAGUUCUGGAUACCCAGGGUAUACCUACAUCGCGCAAGGACUAUCAAACCCUAGUGGCUAUGGCUAUCCUGUAUUAAACAAUGCAUCGCUAGCUGCUGGAGUCCCUUGGCUUUAUCGCGACGUGGACGCAAAGAGAAAACGAAUGACGUACUCGAGAAAACAACUUUUGGAACUGGAAAAAGAAUUUCACUACAAUCAUUUCGUCAAGAAAGAUCGUCGUGCUGAACUGGCCAAGAUGCUGAAUCUCACGGAAAGGCAGAUAAAGAUUUGGUUUCAGAACAGGAGAAUGAAGUUCAAGAAAGAAACCAGACGAGCACAGGAGAAAAUGGAACGCGGGGAAAGUGGGUCUGCUAAAGAAAGAAAAAGAAAGUCUGAGGCUGAUGAUAAGAAAAAGGACAUAAAAACAGAAUCAUCGCCAAUAGACAGUUUUCCAAUGAUCAAUAUGUAGAUUAUGUUGUUACCGAAUUUAAUCUAGAUUGUUUUGUCAGCGAGAGCUGCUGACUACCACAACGAUGGCCACAUUUCAUCAUAGGUGUCGUCACAACAGGCUAUCUUCGUUCCCAGUCCCUUUAUCUGCGCGUGCUUUCGACAAAUUUGCGAAUUCUUCCCUUCUCAAAGUAACUUGCUAUAGAGGCUAUGGGCUGUGGAUCUCAAUUUUCUAGCAACGGAGAGCAUUAAAACAGCAAGAUAAACCGCCUUUUGAUGUUAUUUAAUGCUAGUGAAUCCAUUAUAUUGAUUGCUGGGAUUGCGAGGCAAUAGCUUGACGUCGCCUGAUUUCCUUAGUGUAGUUAUGCUACACUAGUUUUGCCAAAAUUUCAACCUAUAAGGUUCCCGAAAAGAACCAAAAACGUUAUUGGAGGCGACCAAAAAACAUUCUUUCUUAAAACGUUUCUCUUCUAAGAAAAUGGUGAUUUCAUACCUUUUUGCAGGCCAUUUCGCUAUAUCCCCUUGAUUAUGCGAGCAUUACAUAUCAUCUCCUUAGUAAUUCCUACUAAUUUCCUAUGUUUUGUGAUGCAGUGAAAGCUUCUAUAUGUAAAGGUCAGUUCUGUAAAAAAGUUAAUAUUCCAGCGAUGUGAUUUACUGUGUAAAUUUUGUAAGUUUAUUUUAUAUGAGCUGGUUUCAUAUUUUAUAUUAGACUAACUCUAAAUUAAAGUUUGAUGUUAGAAACUUCUGUACUAUGUAUUUAUGAAAAAUAUCUAUUUAAAGUAGCGUUAAUUUGUCCGAAAUUGAGUUGAAAUCUCUAAUAGUUA